AUGGCUGAGCUUGUUCCUGCGACCGCCGAGGCUGGAUGGUCUGUAUUUAUGUAUGAAGAACCUAAAAGGACCGUCUAUGCCAUCCCAGAUAGAUAUGUCUCGGAUUCUGAAACUGGCGACGAGGCUUACCAAACUGCAAAGAAAUGCCGAGAAACGCUGAUUUUGAAGGAUAAGAUCACCGCCUCAGACUGUGAAACCACAGACUUGGAUGCCAAGAGAAAUGGAAAAACUAAGAAAAUUUACUCUCCUUCAACUCAAAGCAAGAAGAAGAAGAAGAAUGUUCCUCUACCUGAGCCUCUGACUACGGAUUCUGUCGGCAAAGAAAAGCCUGACAGCCUUUUGUACUCUUCAGAAAAAACAAGUGGAGUGCCAGAAGUCCUGAAUGAUACAAGUAGAAACAAAGAUGGCAAGCUACCCCUGAGUACCUCUGAGAGGAAAGAGGACUCGUCAAGUUCCUGCAGAGCGAAUAUUCAAAGAAGCAUGCAGUUAAUCCCAGAAACACCACCAACUCCUACAAGCCCUACUCUCACCCCUGACAGCCCAAAAUCAGUUGGUGUUAUUGAAGCUACUCCACCCAAGAAUUCACCAGUUUUGAGAAGGAACGUGUCCCCAGUCAAGAGAGAUUUGAACAAAGAUUUGGAAGAUUAUUUUUCCAAAAAAUUUCAGUAUGAAACUGGGUUAAACGAUUCCAAGGAAAAAGCUGACGAAGAUGAAAUGCCCAUGAGUUCUUCUCCGAAAAUUAUGAGCAAUACAGCCCGUGUAGACAAGGAUAUUAUGCAAGCUUUGAAGGGGAUCAAAUUUCCUAUGGACAAAAUAACAUUUGAAAAGUACAUCGUUACUAGCAUUAUCACAAUUAAAAAUCAACUGCAAUCCUUGCAAGCCGCUCCUGCCCUGGAAGCAGGUCUGGAAAACGGCGUUUUCCAGAUGGGAAAUUUGGAUUUCCCCCUCAAAGAUGUUGAAGAACUGAAAGUUUUUUUGAGCACCCUCAUGACUGAUGUCAAAUUCUGCAAAAAAUUGGUAAUUAUGAAUGUGCACUUUAUUUUUCAACCUCACAUUUACUUAGAAUUAGCUCUGUUAAGUUUAAGAGAUCAAAUAUAUUUUGAUAAUUAAUUUAAAAUACAAAAUAUUUUCAGUUUUUGAUACUCUUGUGUUUCUAUAUUUAAAUCAUAUGACAGGAUACUGACUUUGGAUGUCUGUAACUCAUGCGUGCAAGCGUGAUUGGCCGAACGCCAGACCAUUCGCUGAGGGCCACGGGGGCGACCGACCCCAAUAAGGCCUCGCGGCACUUUGUGAAAGCCUUCCUUGUCAAGCGUGUAAGGAAAUUAAAAUAUGAAUUCACUCCUUCUCUGGCAGCAGAAAACAUUCUGAGAAAGGGCACUUUACCAUGGCUUUUCUCAACUAACCUGGUUGCAACUACGAACAUUACAACGAUUAAGACUUUCGCUGGUUCUGACCAUUUUUUCCAAUUUCUCUAUGAUGUUCUCUCAGAGUCUGGAAUCGGUAUUUCAAGGAAGGAAAAAGUGGUGUCACUGUGGACUCCAUUUUCGGAGAAUUGGCUCCAGAUACCGAGA
This is a messenger RNA of Cloeon dipterum, 1571 nucleotides long. RefSeq lists its product as uncharacterized. The coding region runs from base 1 to 1110 and encodes 369 amino acids. The record is from RefSeq and is a predicted model, not a curated record. The transcript has 8 exons. Lineage: Eukaryota; Metazoa; Arthropoda; Insecta; Ephemeroptera; Baetidae.